Molecule: messenger RNA, 996 nt
Organism: Acanthosepion pharaonis
Lineage: Eukaryota; Metazoa; Mollusca; Cephalopoda; Sepiida; Sepiidae
Source: the annotation of a GenBank genome assembly
AUGGCGAUCGAAACCGCCAUUAACGAGUCGAGAGAAGAGUUUGAUAAAAGAUAUACCAGAGCAGACCUGAUUUACUUGUUUUCCUGCAACUCUGGUUGCCUGUCUUUCUGGUUUUCAUUCUUUCUUUUAUUCAUUCUUUAUUUAUUUCCUUCCCUUCCCGUAUUAUCUAUCUAUCUAUCUAUCUAUCUAUCUAUCUAUCUGUCUGUCUGUCUGUCUGUCUCUCCAUUAUUCUUUCUUUUCUUUCUUUCUUUCUUUCUUUCUUUCUUUCUUAGCCGAUCAAUAUCUAUCUAUCUAUUAUUCUUUUUUUUCUUUCAUUCUUUCUUUCUUUUUUUCUUUCUUACUUUCUUCCUUUCAUCCUCUCUCAGCCGGUCAAUAUCUACUAUCUAUCUCCGGCCAGAUUCAUUCAUCUAUCUAUCUAUUCAUUCAUCUAUCUAUUCAUCUAUCUAUCUAUCUAUCUGCCCAUUAUUCUUUCUUUCUUUCUUUCUUUCUUUCUUUUCUUUCUUUCUUUUCUUUCAGCUGGUCAAUAUCUAUACCUUAUCUAUCUAUCUAUCUAUCUAUAUCUAUCUAUCUAUCUAUUCAUCUAUUCUUUCCUUCUCUCUCUUCUUUUUUUCUUUCUUUUCUUUCUUUCUUUUUUCUUUAAAGCUGGUCAAUAUCUAUUUAUCUAUCUAUCUAUCCAUUCAUCUAUCUAUCUAUCUAUCUGGUGUCUGUCUGUCUUGUCUGUACAUUAUUUUCUAUCUCUCUCUCUCUCCGUCUCACUAUCUUUCUUCUUUUCAACAACAACAACUUUCAACAACAACUUUUUCUUUCUCAAAUGGUCAAUAUCUAUCUAUUCAUCUAUCUAUCUAUGAAAUCCUUUUACCAAACUCCAUCGAAUUCGAAUCUUGCAAUUGUAUCUCAAUGACGAAACCAGACACUCCUACUUUUCCUAAAAAAAAAACACCUGAUGACACACCCACACGCUUCUCUGUUCAUAUUAAUUUUCCAUCAUCUUUCUGA